AUGAAUUUCUUGAGUUCGGCGAUGGCUUUCAUAUUAGUCCUAAUAGUAGCUCUCGGCCAUCCGACAACUGCGCAGGGUUGGCGGGAUUACCAAGCGGUUGACUUGCUAUGCACGGGCACGAAAACCCAAGCACUUUGUGGGACUACCAUCAAGACAGGAUACUCGGUCAUCCUGGCCACUCCAGUCGACCCAGCCAACGGGAAACACAACUGCAUCAACUCGCGCUCACCGGACAAGAUAUGUUGUUCCGCAAAUACGGCUCCGUUGAAUAAUGUGGACCAAACUCCUGUGGACUUAUCCAGCGUGACAUUCGCUCAAAACUGUGAAACAAAAAAUAACUGA
Messenger RNA from Puccinia graminis f. sp. tritici CRL 75-36-700-3, 342 nucleotides. RefSeq lists its product as uncharacterized. NCBI's taxonomy places the organism in Eukaryota, Fungi, Basidiomycota, Pucciniomycetes, Pucciniales, Pucciniaceae. The transcript is spliced from 3 exons. The record is from RefSeq and is a predicted model, not a curated record. Bases 1 to 342 code for a protein of 113 amino acids.